Messenger RNA from Dendrobium catenatum, 1793 nucleotides. Its product is annotated as protein gamma response 1. Gene Ontology annotation, biological process: double-strand break repair via homologous recombination; DNA double-strand break processing involved in repair via single-strand annealing. Gene Ontology annotation, cellular component: site of double-strand break. The record is from RefSeq and is a predicted model, not a curated record. The coding region runs from base 268 to 1671 and encodes 467 amino acids. Gene Ontology annotation, molecular function: single-stranded DNA binding; damaged DNA binding; flap-structured DNA binding. Lineage: Eukaryota; Viridiplantae; Streptophyta; Magnoliopsida; Asparagales; Orchidaceae. The transcript is spliced from 3 exons.
UCUGGGCACUUCGCGCCUUCACAUUCCCGAGAGAAAGGCGAAACCUAGUCGUCUUCUUGCGCCGCUCGAAGCCCAUUUCUUCCCCACGCUGUUCUUGAACCCUCCUAUUUCUCCCCUACGCCGCUCCCGACAGUCCGUCAUCUGAAAAACCGAAAGCGUCGGUGAAAAACUAGGCAGUUGCGAGCAAAGAGGCGUGCUAGGAGGUGAAAUUUUUGGUUGGAGAAGUCAUCGCAGUGCAGCCUUAUUGUUAGUUGUCAUCUUAACUAAAUGAUGGAUGAUGAAAAUCAGCAGCAGAGCCCAAGGAUGCUUAGAAGCUCGAUUGAAACUGAGGUUGAUUCUCAGUAUUUAUGUCAGUUCACCAUGCUUCUUAUCGAUACAGUUGAGGAAUUAACGGUGCGAGUUUCACAGAUAGAGUUUGUUUGUCGUCAGCACUUUCCUGAUCUGCAAACAUUAUCACAAUCUAUACAAAAAAGGAUUAUAGGUUUCAAGAAAGCCGAAGAUCUGGAGUGGAGGAAAAAAGAAGAUUCUCUCUUACAGCAGAUACAAGAACUCCAAUCUGAAAGGCAGCAUUCUCAAGAGAAAAUUAAGCAACUGACUGCAUCCUUAGAAGAAAGUAAGGAAAGAUUGAUGAAUAAGGAGCAGUUGCUGAACCGAUGUCAACUUGAGAAGAAACAGCUCUUGGAACAGCUUGUGCAAAAAGUCAAUGAAGUUGUUAAAGCGAAGGAACAUGAAGAAGAUCUACUGCAACAGAUUGAGUUGAAAGAUCAAAAAAUUGAAGUGGAGCUAAACAAAAAGAAAAGUUUGUUUGAGGAGUGCAUUAAGCUUAAAACAAAUUACAAACAUUUGAAGUCUCAAUAUAAUUUUCUCAUAAGCAAGCUUGGCAAUGGGGCGGAAAAUAUUCCUCAUGCAGACAUUAUGGGAGAUGAAAAUGGACCAUCAACUGGUUGCCUAAAUAAGAGAGGCAAUGAAGAUAUGAAGAACACCGUUCAAGAGACUGCCCGGCAUGUUUCCAAGCUAAGUAAAUCAAAGAUCGAUAUAGCUCAUCAAAAAGGGUGUGUGGUUGAUCAGGUCAUUGAACCAAACAAAGGUUCAGAUUCUGGAUCCUGCACCACUAUAUCAAUGAAACAAGGUUUUAUCCCAGCAAAGCCUCUUUCGAAUGUAAAAAAAGAACCUUCAAGCAGCUUUAAGCUAGCUGCUUCACGUUGGAGAGAUACUAGGGCACGUCAAGAACUCAGAGAUGGAGAUCCACAUGAUGAUUUUCUCAAUACUCCCAUGGAAAAUGUACGAAAUUUGAAUGUGGAUCCCCAAGACCUAAACAGCAAUCUCAUUUCUGAUGAUAAAGCCAUGGAUGAAGAUUGCUCUGAUGAGGAAACUCUCGACCUAGCCUCUGAAACUAUAUCCAAGAAACACCCAAUAUCAAUUGUUGGGCCAUCAAACAAAAGUUUUAAAUAUGUGGAGCCCGUCAGGAGGAAAAUUGAGAGGGAUAACCUCAAAGGAGUUGAGUGCCAGCAAUGCAAGAAGUUCUAUGACGCAGUUCUUCCUGAUGGAGGUAAGGCUGCUAAUACUUUGCGUUGUGAACAUCAUGAUGGUGUUUCUCGGCAUCGUUACAGGUACGCUCCACCAUUGACACCAGAGGGUUUCUGGAACAUUGGAUUUGAUUCAGAUUUGUAAAGCUUCAAAUUAAGGUACUAUCUGGAUCAUGCAUUUCUUGAUUUUAUCUUAAGUAUGCUUUUGUAUUUUCAUAUGUUUUUGACCGUUCAUUAAUCACAAAGAAGUGGCUUAUGUCAAUGAGA